CGGAUCGACGACCGAGAGCACCUGGGCACCGAGGUCGACGCGCAGCUCGCCUACCUUUGCGACGGCGCCGAAGCGGCCCGCGGUGUAGGUCGCCCGCUCCCAGACGUGCAGCUCUGCCGAAGCGCCGAAGCGCCGUCGCAGCUCUUUGGCUGCGAGGCACCCGCCGAGGCCCGCGCCGACGACGAGGACGCGAUACGGCUGCUCGUCCAUGUUGCUGUCGCCGCGCGCUGCGUAAGUGGCGAGCGCCGCAGCGGUCGCGCUGCGGGCGCUGACCGCGCGCGCAAAUGCCAUCAUUCUCAUGUGCCUACGGCUGCGACGCACGCACAGCAGCCGUGGGUCCUGUGCAUUUGUGGUCGCUCGCUCAGCCUCGCCUGCUGAUCUAUGCUGGCUCACCAACUGUGCGGAGUGCCGACGAGCGAUUUUUGGAUCGCUUCGACGGUCGGCGCCGAGAGCUAGGUCGGCGGACGCGCGGCAGAGACUGCUUGCUCCACGCUGCUGCAGAGCUUGGCUGGAGAGCUGCACCUGAAACGCCGUCCGUCU
Pelagomonas calceolata is the source of this 540-nucleotide messenger RNA. NCBI's taxonomy places the organism in Eukaryota, Pelagophyceae, Pelagomonadales, Pelagomonadaceae. The record is from the annotation of a GenBank genome assembly.